UGUUUUUUUCAGGAUUAUAUUAUUUUACCUGUCUCUGGAAAGUGUGGAUCAACGGCAACACUUCGCAAAUAAAUCAAAUCGGAGGAGAGAUCAGAGGAGAGAAGAAUCCAGCUGAAACAAUGAAUUCGAUGAUGGGCGCAGUAACAGGACGGAGGAGUAUGUCGACGAUAUCCAAAGCCGUCGCCGAAAUAGUCGGAGUCGGCAAAACCAAGACACGCAAAGCUACCAGUGAACUUUGCACUUUCAUGGGCGUCCCUCAACCAUCUCGUUCCGAAAUGGCCAUCAUAAUUUCCAAGUUCAUCAAACUCUACAAUGCCAAGAGUCCUGGUAUUAAGAAGGACAAGCUUUGGGAGCAGAAUUUGCAAAUACUGAUGCGUGGGAGAAGCAGCGUUGGUUUUACUGAGGUUUCUAGGAUUGUGUCUCCUGAAUUCAGCCAGAAUUUGAUUAAUAUCAAGGAUACUAGUAUCGAUUCUAACACCGAUAACCCAAAGGGGAAAAAAUCACAAACAAAAGGGAAAGGGAAAGGGAAAAAAAAAUAGGAAGUGGAAGCAUGCGGUUGGUUUUUUACUAUUCCUAGGUGGGAACCAAGUUAGAUUUUUGAAACUUUCUCUGUUUUACUUAAUAUAUAAUUCUGCUUGAUAAUUUGGUGAAAGGAUUCCAAUGCAAAAACCCGAGUAUGGGUAUUGAAACGUUUGGGUAUUACUGUGUGGUCCAAUGACAAAAUAAUAUUUAUUUUCUGUGUUC
Molecule: messenger RNA, 744 nt
Organism: Trifolium pratense (red clover)
Lineage: Eukaryota; Viridiplantae; Streptophyta; Magnoliopsida; Fabales; Fabaceae
Exons: 2
Coding region: 120-539 (139 amino acids)
Source: RefSeq, a predicted model, not a curated record